GGCCCACCAGCUCUGAGCACAUCAUGAAGACAGGGGCCCUUUUGCUUCAGGGUUUCAUCCAGGAUCGAGCAGGGCACAUGGGCGGGGACACCCUGGAGCUGGCCAUGGAGCAGGCGCCCCAGGACGCGUCCACCAAGAAGCUGAGCGAGUGUCUCAAGCGGAUUGGGGACGAACUGGACAGCAAUAUGGAGCUGCAGAGGAUGAUUGCGGCUGUGGACACAGACUCGCCCCGAGAGGUCUUUUUCCGAGUGGCCGCUGAAAUGUUUGCUGAUGGCAACUUCAACUGGGGCCGGGUUGUUGCCCUUUUCUAUUUUGCCAGCAAACUGGUGCUCAAGGCGCUGUGUACCAAGGUACCCGAGCUGAUCAGGACCAUUAUGGGCUGGACACUGGACUUCCUCCGAGACCGGCUGCUGGGCUGGAUCCAGGACCAGGGUGGUUGGGACGGCCUCCUCUCCUACUUUGGAACCCCGACCUGGCAGACGGUGACCAUCUUUGUGGCCGGUGUGCUCACUGCCUCGCUCACCAUCUGGAAGAACAUGGGCUGAGGCCGCAGCCACCUUGGACUGUGUCUUUUCUGCAUAAAUUAUGGCAUUUUGGUGGGAGGAAGGGACGGGACGGGGCGUUUUUCUUACUUUUGUAAUUAUUGGGAGGGGAGGGCAGUGUGGACCACAGGGGCAAUAAACCACUUUCGGGCCACA
This is a messenger RNA of Chinchilla lanigera (long-tailed chinchilla), 698 nucleotides long. It is a transcript of the gene Bax, whose product is annotated as BCL2-associated X protein. The record is from RefSeq and is a predicted model, not a curated record. Gene Ontology annotation, cellular component: mitochondrial outer membrane. Gene Ontology annotation, molecular function: protein heterodimerization activity; protein homodimerization activity; channel activity. Gene Ontology annotation, biological process: release of cytochrome c from mitochondria; mitochondrial fusion; extrinsic apoptotic signaling pathway in absence of ligand. NCBI's taxonomy places the organism in Eukaryota, Metazoa, Chordata, Mammalia, Rodentia, Chinchillidae.